AUGGGGAAAUCACAGUCAAAACUCUCGCAAGAGCAACUAGCCGAACUACAAAAGUCGACGCAUUUCGAUAAGAAGGAGCUACAGCAAUGGUACAAGGGCUUCCUCAAGGACUGCCCCUCAGGAACGCUCACAAAGGAGGAGUUUCAAAAGAUCUACCGACAAUUUUUCCCCUUCGGUGACCCGUCCUCAUUCGCAGACUAUGUCUUCAACGUGUUUGACAGCGACAAAUCGGGCACCAUUGACUUCAAGGAGUUCAUCGUAGCCCUGAGCGUGACCAGUCGCGGCAAGAUGGAGGACAAGCUUGACUGGGCUUUCCAGCUCUACGACAUUGACGGGGACGGCAAGAUCAGCUACGACGAGAUGCUGCAGAUCGUCGAGGCGAUCUACAAGAUGGUCGGCUCAAUGGUCAAGUUGCCUGAGGAUGAGGACACACCCGAGAAGCGCGUACGAAAGAUCUUUCGCAUGAUGGACAAGGAUGAGAACGGUAGUCUGGAUAUGCAGGAAUUCAAGGAGGGUAGCAAGAGGGAUGAGACCAUCGUGUCCGCCUUAUCUUUGUAUGACGGCUUGGUCUAA
Pyricularia pennisetigena is the source of this 573-nucleotide messenger RNA. RefSeq lists its product as uncharacterized. NCBI's taxonomy places the organism in Eukaryota, Fungi, Ascomycota, Sordariomycetes, Magnaporthales, Pyriculariaceae. Gene Ontology annotation, molecular function: calcium ion binding. The transcript is spliced from 4 exons. The record is from RefSeq and is a predicted model, not a curated record. Bases 1 to 573 code for a protein of 190 amino acids. Gene Ontology annotation, cellular component: membrane; cytosol; intracellular membrane-bounded organelle.